GCGCCUCAAAUAAAGUUAGCUUUGCAAAAAUUGUAUGACUCUAGUGGUAAUGAUGCUAAGACAAAGAGUGAAUGUGAAAGUUUGGCUAAUUGUGUUGCAAGUUAUGAAUUUUUACUUGGCAUUGUUUUGGUAUGACAUCUUAUUUUCAAUUAACACUGUGAAUAAGAAAUUGCAAUCUAAGUCUAUGUGUAUUGGAUUUGCAAUGAAGGAAGUGAAAGGUAUUAUUUCGUAUUUUGAGGAGUAUAGAAAUAAUGGCUUUGAAUCUAGUAUAAAUAUUGCUAAAAGCCUUGCAUUUGAUAUGGGUAUAGAGCCUACACUUCCGACAAAGCGUCAAAUUUUUAGGAAAAGACAAUUUGAUGAGAACAAUGAUAAUGAUGAAGAAAUACAAUCACCCGAGGAAUCUUUUAGAGUUAAUUAUUUUUUGGUGGUUGUUGAUAUGGCAAUAAACUCUUUGAAAAAUAGAUUUGAAAAAUUAGAGGUUUUUGACAAUAUAUUUGAUUUUUUGUUUGAUUCAAACAAAUUAAAGUCAUUAGACAAUGAUGAAUUAAGAAUUUCUUGCAUCAAUUUUAAGACUAAUUUUUCUAAUAAUAAUUUGUCUGAUGUUGAUGCAGAUGAUCUUUUUUCAGAAUUAAAAGUAUUGCAAAUGACUUUACCAAAUGUGUUGAUGUUGGCACAUGAGAUUCUAGAGUUUGUCAAAGCUGUCGAUUGCUUUCCAAAUGCAUCAAUUGCUUAUCGAAUACUAUUGACUAUGCUGGUAACGGUUGCAUCCGCCGAAAGAAGUUUUUCAAAGUUGAAGUUAUUGAAAACCUACUUGAGAUCAUCAAUGUCUCAAAAAAUGUUGAAUGGUUUAGCUACUUUAUGUAUUUAGAGAACAAUGUUAGAGCAUAUUGAUGUAGAAACUAUCAUUAAUGACUUUGCAUCUAGAAAUGCUAGAAGAAAGUGAUUUGUUUAAACGUUAUUGUAAUAAUAAAAUUUCUUAGCAUUUAAUAAAGCCUUUUGUAAUUUUUUUUUGUGCA
Chenopodium quinoa (quinoa) is the source of this 1016-nucleotide messenger RNA. RefSeq lists its product as uncharacterized. Gene Ontology annotation, molecular function: protein dimerization activity. The record is from RefSeq and is a predicted model, not a curated record. The coding region runs from base 35 to 868 and encodes 277 amino acids. Lineage: Eukaryota; Viridiplantae; Streptophyta; Magnoliopsida; Caryophyllales; Amaranthaceae. The transcript has a single exon.